Messenger RNA from Monomorium pharaonis (pharaoh ant), 11326 nucleotides. RefSeq names its product C-Maf-inducing protein. The coding region runs from base 5471 to 8662 and encodes 1063 amino acids. The transcript is spliced from 9 exons. NCBI's taxonomy places the organism in Eukaryota, Metazoa, Arthropoda, Insecta, Hymenoptera, Formicidae. The record is from RefSeq and is a predicted model, not a curated record.
AUAGAUUUAAGAUCACUGUAAAAGUAAUUUAUUCUUCGUCAGAGUGACGUCUAUUUCGAAGUAGUCUUCCGACGGCGAAAUUGAAAACAGUUUCAAUUUGGAGAGAGAGCUAGAGAGAGAGACGUUAACGUCACGAUUGAAUUAGGGUUUAAUUCGAUGCCGCACGUGGAUACUUUUUUUUUAUCGCGCGGACCAUGACCUUUUAUGCCCCGGACUUUCGUCGGGGGUUAAAAGUUCAUGCAUACCAGACGUUGGUAUUAUUCUUAUUAUUAUUACGUCAUGCGCGUUCACUCGGACGAAAUCUAAGCGCGACUAUUAUCGUAAGCGCCUUAGAGUUGCGUGACCGUCGUGUAGGUACGCUUGUGCAGCUGCACAUCACGAUCGACACGCAAAACGUCAAGCCAGCCAGCGUAUGUCAGCGUGUCACAGCUGUGCAUCUUGAAUUUCACAGAAGAGUAACAUAAUAUCGAACAAUCAAUGUCAACGAACCGAACCGUGUCCCGUUCGCCGAGAGAUCGCGAAGUGCCAAAGUGCGCUCUCGCGUCUCCGGUUUCGCGCGACGUGAAAGAUAAACCCGCGCGGUCUCCUCAGACAGACGGCUAACGAUAACGAAGGAGGCAUUGACGUCAAAACACUUUAUCGCUGUCGUUCACGAGGGUUUCGGUGAAAAUGCCGUAGAAAGCCAAGGAGAAAGCGGGACGCGACGAGUAGCCGUGCGGGUGUAAAAAUAAAACACCGGUCUCUGGGCGGACAUUAUAUCACAAUUAGCUCGCGUAGGUCUGAAAAUAAUUGGCUGCGAUCUUGCCUACGAUCGUAGUAGAUGAAGCUACUCUCGCGACGUACGUCUCUGUUUCAUGUCGAAGUUCCUUUAAUCUCGCGCAACGUUAGUCGUAGGACGAAUUUCCGCUCGUUCCUAGAGAAGAAGUCGGGAUCUUGAGGGGAAAUCCGCGCACUUUGACGUCGAUCGAAGUGGUGUGCUCGCGGUCAAUUUAUAAAUACGUGUCGCGAGAAUGUGGAGCGCGCGGACUACACGUUUGACGUAACACGCUGGCGAGGACGGAAAGAGAGAGAGAGAGACAGAGAGAGAGAGAGAGAGAAGUAUCCGGUGCAAGCGCAUCGUAAACUCGUCAACGGUAUGCGUCGUGCGAUCGAAGCGGAAGCGGGCGGAUGUCGAGCCCUUUUUUUUCAUUUUCGUUUCUCUCCCAAGUGUCUUUUCGCUUCGUUUAGUGAAAUUUGUUCUCGUACUAGAGAUUCUUCCCGAACUGCUCGAUAUGUUACGACGAUACGAAUGUAACGAGUCUGUGCCGCUCUUAAAGAUUUCUUGAACUUGAUCAGGAAGAGGGUGCUGGGAAAGCUUACGCGCCGAAAGGAGAUUCCGAAAGUUUAAAUCAGAUUCAAAUCGUCGAGAUGUUUACUCGCGGAAUGGUGAUUGCUAUCGGAAACGGAUUUUCGCGCGAAGACGGAAAAGGAAGGAAUCGAGACUCUCCUUCUACUGUUGUCACUCGACAUAUAACUUUUUUCUCAAAAUUGUUCGCGCGAAUUAAAUAAAGAAGAUUCUUCGGCACCUCGACCGAACGGCAAAAAAGGUCGUCUCCGCUUGACGACACCUGAAAAAAAAGUUCUUUACGUCUUUCGAGUAGUAUCUUAUCGCGCGGAUUUGAUCAGCUUGAGCUCGUCUACAUUAGCUCGGCGAUGUGGACAGGCAGGUCCGAUGCCCCCCCGCGAAUCAACUCGUGGCUUCGCGCCUCCGGCUCGAUGCUCCAGGGGGAUGACAGACGAGGACGGAGUGCAGCAUGCACUCGGGUAAGAGGAGGAAAGAAGCGCGAGGUAGGCAACGCGUAGGCAGGCAGGCAGGCAGGCGUGAAAGUCCAACGGAUAACCCAGGCAACAAACUCUUAACACGCAUGCCUGACGCCCGUCGACGCCGCCGCGGUCGUCGUCGUCAUCGUGGUCGUCGCCGCAGCCGCCGCCGUCGCCGACGUCCGCCUUCAUAUCGAUGAGUCGGCCGCGACACGGUGCCAGCCAGUGGCCCCACGACCGUCGGGAAUAAUCCCCUCCGCGUCGAGGAUGCGCAGGGGAGGCGGUGGCGGCGGAGGUGGUGGAAAACAACGACGACGCGAAGGGAAAAUCCGUGGAGGCGCGGCCGAGGCGCGCCCGCUCACCACGGCGUCAUUCCGGGGGACGGCGGGUGUCUGGAUGACCUGGACCUACCACGUGUCUCUCGCUCUGACGUCGCGCCCGACGUGCAUCCGCAACGCGAUCACCUGUCCCGACCUCUCGCCGGUCUGCGGCGUGAUCCGCGCGAAUAAUUAAAGCCGCUGUCGCGACAGGAGGAGGAAGCGUUGUGCUCACGGUGACUCGGGCAGCAACGCGGUGACGAUAACGUCGACGACGGUAUCGUCGUCUUCGGAAGCGGACGCAGCGCGAUUCCGACGCGGAAGGACGCGGUUUCGUUGAUUCUUCCGCGGUCUGAUAACGCGAGAGGCCAGGAGAGGAGGACGGUGGCGAGAGAAGGCGCGAUCACGCGCGCGCGGAAGGCAAUCGUGAUUUAUUUCGCCGCGCGGCAAUUUCGGGGAGAGAGAGCUCGCGAGAGCGAGCAUUGCGGUCUCCGGAGGAGGGGAUGAACGGACGGCACUCGCGCCGCGAGUAAAAGAGAGGCCGCGGAAUAGAGCGAGAGUAAAGCCCGCCGCUUGCGUCAGUGGUGCACGCCGCGAGCGAGGAAACGAUCGCGCUCACGAGCAGCCGCGCGGCGGGUCGCUUUUAAUAAAUCGCGCGAUCGCGAACGUCGGGGAAAAAUCAUCGUCAUCGUCGUCGUAGUCGUCGUCGUCGUCGUCGUCUUGUAAAACGCGAAAGCAAGCAGUUCCCCGGAUUUCUGGCUCUGGACGAACGCCUGUUUGUUGUGUGCGUUUGUGUGCACGUACAUGUGAUCUAACGGGACGAAGUAAAAGUAGCUCCGAUUCCGAAGGCGCAAAUGUAGACGAGAGAAAGAGAGUCGCAGCUCUCGUGUGUCUCGUAGGUAGAGAGAGACGAAUAAAAUUAUUAAAAUUGAUCGUGUGACGUCGUGCCGCUUUUAUCAUUGACGUCGGAGCGUUUAUCGCUCGCUUCGAUUCGCGAGGAAGAGAUCGCUCGGCGAGUCGUUUCGCGAUUGGUUCACACAAUGCCUUCGAACAUUAUUGCGAUUAAGCGAGACUCGUCGUCCUCAAGGUUCGAUCGCGAUUCGCAACGCGGAGAGACACGGUCGGCGGUGGAAGUUGACGAGAUGAAGAAGAGAGAUUUCACGGUUCUUGAAACUUUAUUUGCUCCGUGAUACAUAGAGGACGAGAUAUGCACUUUAAAUUAAAUUUCAGCACAGCAUAACGAAACAAAGAGAGAGGGAGAGAGAGAGAGAGAGAGAGAAAGAGAGAGAGAAAGUCCUUGUCUUCCUCUCUCGGAUUUAAGUUUGCCACGACAGACACGUGGUGAAAUUGUUGAAGAAAACUUCUGACCGCUUGCGGCGACGAGGAAUUCGCCGAGGUGAAGAAGAGGUUUCGCGCCCAGAAGAGACGACAGUCUGAAAUUUACUCUACAAUACAUACAGUGGAAUAAUCCGCAGCUGGAAAGACAAAAAAGAAAUCGGCGGCGAUAAGCAUCGUCGGUACUAUCUAAUCGCAGAAUUGCGAUCAUCCGCGAUUUUAAUCGACAUGGCGCCGAAUUACAGGUUUAGUUUCAUAAAUCUGUCGAUGUCGACCGAUGACACGAGGAUGACUCUGUACGCGUGAGGAGACGACGGAUUGUCACUCGGCCAAUUCGACUCGCGAGUCGAAUUUCCCGCCUCUUUUAGUCGCCCGAAUUGAAGGACAACACGAUGAUGUAACGCGUCGGAAGUAUAACGAAGUCUCUCGCAAAGCGGAGAACAACGUUCGUCGAUCGUCUGACCAUUUGCGUCGACCGGAAGCGGAGACCGAUGAUUACAUCAAUGCCGUCGCGAUAAUCGCUGAUUUCGUUGCGGAUUUUUCAACCGCGGCCUUCUAACUCGACGCAAUCGUGAGGGAGAAGAUUAGGAAAGAGGAAAGAGAAAAACGAGGAGGCGUUUUUUUUUUUUAGUUUGAGAGAAAAAGAGACACCAGGUUCUCGGCGACUUGCGAGAGGCAACCGGCCGGACGGAGCUCCUCGAUCGAUUGGCUUCGAGGGUUUAAGAUUCGAAAAAGUCGAUAUUCGGAUUACGUCCCUAGAUUACGCGGCGGGAGAUACGAGUGCGAUACAAGCGGAGGGCACGCGACGUCCACGACGGGCGUGCGAUAAUCCCGCGCGAACUCGCGACUAGUCAUCGAUCGACCGCCAGAGACGCCGCGCGCCGCGACGCCCUCUCCUCGCCUUGCUCUCGGACGCCGACAGGCUAGUCUCCCCACCUGUCCCGCGUCCUGUUCCCGGUGUCGUGUCAGACAUUUACGUAUCACGUCGGAAACACACACGCCUGACGCGCUCUCUCGUCCCUUUCUUGCUCUCUAUCUCCCCCUUCCCCUCUCUCCCCUGCCCGUUUCUUUCUCUCUUCUCCCGUUUCUAUCAAUCUUUCUCAGGAUCAUCCCUCUCCCUCUCCGCGGAAUCCAUUCUCCUCGUCGGAGUCGUAAUCCGCGGGCGGUCCUGUUGCCAAACAGGCGGGCGUGGGUUCGCGUUUCUCCUGCGCGCCGAACGGUGCACCGAGCUUGGUGGCUUUGACAUCGCCACACCGGCACACACACAUACACUUGGUGUUGUCGUCGAUGCCGUAGGUGGGAAUCAGUACGUCGGCGUCUACCGCGGCGCGCAGACCUCGAGGAUGUGUCGCGGCGGCGUCGCGCUCCAACGUGCGCGGAAAAAGACCAGCGACUGAACGUCGUGGCGUCGUGGUGAACCGCGAGAGUUUCUCUAUAUCCGAAACGUCUAUCCGAGAAUUUUGUUGGAGUGCUGCCCAAUCCGCCCGACUGAUCACUCACCCUUCUCGCGAUGGUGACGAUCAGCAGUGGUAGCCCCGAGGCGCUCAAGUGAUCUCUCGCGUGACGUUAACCCCUCGUCCGAGCGCGAUCGGACGAUUUAACCCUUCGGGAUAGUGAAAGAAGAAAGAAAAACCGCGUGCGGAGUGAACACGACGGCGAAGUUCGACGUCUCGUUCUGACACGCGGGAUUAGCUGGGACAGACGUCGUCGAAGAUACUUGGGUCACGCGAGGAACAAGGCUGUCUCUCUUUCUCGUCGCAGACGCGCGACGGGGAUUAUCGGUCUACGAGGGCGUCGGAGAGAAGUCGAGGCAGAAAAACAGAUAGCGCGUAAACUCCUCCAUCCGGUCGCGUUGGCGACACGUACGUCGUCGUUCGUGCGCGUGCCCUGAUGUCGAUACGGCCGGAACGCGAAGAUACAAACUACGACGAGGCCAACACCUCGCUAUUACGUAGACGAUUCGUUCGUAUCUUUGCCGAUCUAUAUUAACUUUUUCGAAGAGCCUCGCAAAUCGCACGAUGUUCUGCUUCCAAAGUCCCUUCACGCGAUCCUCGCGCAGCGUCGUGUCGCUGUCGACGGGCAAGAGCAAGUCCUCGCUGGUCAACGCGAUCCUGUCGCCCGGCGGCAGGACGUCCAACGCGAGCGAUCAUCAUCAUCAUCAUCAUCAUCAUCAUCAUCAUCACCGACGCGGCUCCGAGCCGACCAGCGAGGGCUCCAACUCGUCCAUCAGGUACAUCGACCAGGAGGCCUCGAUGUCCGACGGUAGCAGCACGGACACGCUACCGGGUAUCCGUGCCGAUUACCUCGAUCCCGAGCCCCUGUCGCCCGGACCGGACGCUCUGACCUCGCCGAGCGGCGUAACGGUUGUUCUGAAAGGCGCCAACGAGCAACAGAUUCUGUUGCAGAACGAGAGCCAUCGGAGCGCCGCGCCUUCCUUGCCGUCGCCGACGAAGAAGUCGAACAACAAUAACAAUAACAACAACAAUAAUAAUAACAACGGCGGUAGCAGUUGGCGCCGGAAGCUCAUGUUGCGUCUUCGCUCCAGCGACUCCUCGAACAACGGUGAGACGACGACGCGCUCCUCCUCCUCGACGUCACCCUCGCCCGCGAGCGAAUCUACAGCGGAGUCCUCGUCCUCGUCGAGGAAUCCUCGUACGGACGAGGGGCAACGGCGUAGCGGUAACGCCACGGCGACGACCGUCUCGUCGUCGCCGUCGGUGCAGAUCGACGUGGCCGGAGACCCCAAGGUGGUCGCUGCCUCUGUCGGCGACAUCCCGUCUCUGGCGAAUGGCUUCAGCGAGCCCGAGGAGAACGACGACGAGGAGGACGAAGAGGAGGCCGGCUGUCCGGAGACCGAGACGGAGGAGGGCUCGUCUCUACCGUCCAGCCCCGCGGCCGCGUCCACCGUCGGCCUGACCUCCUCCACGGCGCCCUACUACGACUUCCUGUCGGUGAACGGUGGCGCGAUGCGGCAGGAGACCACCAGCACCAGCUCGCCGCAGCUGUCGUCCGGCGCGAGCCUGCGUUCCAGCGUGGAGUCACCGCCCGCCGACACCUGCAGCUCCUACGGCGAGGACAGCAGCCCGGGGAUGGACUCGCUGAAGCCCGAGGGUCUGGACGCGGGUGCCGGGUGCCUGCCGGCCGCGAGGUCCUGCCCGAAUCUCGAGCGGCAGAGCGCCGGCUGCUCGUCCACCAGCGGCUCGUCGAGCCCGAGCCCGAGCCCAUCGGGCCCGGCCGGGCCCCGGUUCAAGCCCCUCGAGGAGGGCGACAUACAGGUGUGCUACCUGAAUCACACCCGCACCCUCGUCAAGAAGAUCCUGUCCAGCAAAUUCCUCAGACGCUGGGAGACGCAUCAUCUCUAUCUCAACGACGCCUGUCUGUCCUCGAAGACGCUCACGGGUUUCCUUCAGCAACCUGUUCCGUACAACAGUAUGUCGGAGGUUCGGAAGUACGUUGUCGCUAGGUGGGACCCUGCGUAUAAAAACUGCCUCAGCAUUGUCCUGCCGGACGGUUCGCUCCUUCUGCAAGCCAGCAAUCCUUACACGAGGGACCAGUGGUACCAUUCGAUAUUAUGGAAGAAAAGCAUCUUCAAGUACCAACACCUCGUGUCGAUGAGCACACGGGAGGAGGUGAUACUGCGGGAAUUGCGCGCCAUGGUGGACUUCGCCCUGUGGACGCCGCUCCAAGAUGAGAGGGUAGCGGGCGCCCCGUUGGAGGCGGUCGCCAAGUUGCUGGACGAGCCCGGCAGCAGCUCGACGGAGCAGCAGCAGCAGCAGCAGCAGCCGCUCGACUCGGACGAGAAAGCCGAGGUGGUCUUUCGCGAUCGCAGAAGCUGGGCGGAGGCCGUGCUCGCCGUGGUGGCCCCGCUUCUGGAAAAAGCAGCGCCGCCGGCGGCGCUCGCGAGAGCGCUCGCCAGACUGGCGCAACAGCAUCCGCGAUCGCAGCUGGUCCCGAUGCUCGGCCCGGCUAUCACGAGAUGCCUGAAGCACACUGUUGACUUUGGCAAGUCGCCGGACAUGAGAAAGCUGCUGCAGGUGUUCGUUGCCGCAUUGUACGAGAACAACGACGGCGAGCAGGCGAUUAGGGAUUACAUCUCGUCGGUUCACGGGCCGGGUAGCGAUUGCCCGCACCCGAGGGUACUCCCGAAUCUCGUGUCCAUUUGCGUCGCGGCCAUAUUCCACAGGUUCGAGAUGUCGAGCCGCGCGUUGUCGAACGAGGACAAGCCGUUGUCAUUGCCGCCGUUACAGUGCUACCUACUCGUCCUGAAUAUUGCGUCGGAGUACGCCGACUGGCGUCCGGGUCUUGGGGCACUGUUGCAGCCCGUUCCGUUCCCGGAGGAGGCUUUGGCUGUGAGGGAGGUGCAGGAGUCCGUGCUGAUGUGCGUAAUGCAACGGCUGGCGAAGGACCCGAGGUGCACGGUGCAUCGCGUUCUGCUGCCCGUCAGAGAACCGCGUCCAGGCUGGAUUCAUAUCGCCGCGCCGUCUAGCCCAGCUUGUCCAGAUCGCGGAGAACUGUUCGGCGAGAUGCUCACGACUCUGUUGGCGUGCUGUUGCCGGCGGAAGAGGUUUAUCGCGUCUCUGCUGAACCAGGCGGGCGACGAUUGCAUUCUGCUGGCGGUGCGAGGCUGCGACGCCGCGCAGGAGGCGCUCUGCCUGAUGCUCGAGUGGCGUCUGCUGGCGAACGAGGAGGCGAGACUCCAGACAGUCAAUGCGCUCGAGUCCACGGAAUCCGGGAAAGAACGUUACGCCGCCCUCUGUCAAAGGCAGAAGAAUCUGCAGGAGCUGCAACAAAAGGGCGGACCCCGGAAGCUGACGCUACCGGUACGAGCGACCGAUGCUGAUGUCGCCCUUCUGCUGGGCGGUCGUGCCCUCGGUAAUCUCGAAUGCCUCAGUCUGGCCUUCACCUCCGUGACGUCCGCGUGCGCGGAACAACUAAUAAAGUUGCCGGCGUUGAGAUACCUGAACCUGUGGGCUACACAGUUCGGCGACACCGGCCUACAGAUGAUAAGCGAGCAUCUACAGAAGCUGCAGGUGCUGAAUCUCUGCGAGACGCCUGUGUCCGACAAAGGCAUCUCCACGUUGGCCUCAUUAACCAGCCUAAGAAAGUUGAACCUGAACAGCACGAAGCUGUCGGCCCAGACGUUCGAAUCAUUGAAGAAGCGACUGCCGGCCCUGCAGGAAUUCGACGUUCGAUACACGGAGGCCUGGUGACCCGAAGUCACGUCCAGCACCUCGCCCAUCGGCGCCAACGAUCGCCGUGACGUAAAAGCGAAGAAGCAACGCUGAGGUGGCUGGUCGUUCGGAAGAAAAUUCAAGAGACGUCACGAAGCGUGACGUUCGUAUUCCCAGUAUAUUCAAUCUGAAUCGAAUAUUAUUGGGCGCGGUGAAUUCGUUCGUUUAGCUACGAUUUGCUACGCGAUGCUUGCGAUCAGCGUAACGAUCGCUGAAAAUUACGGACCUUUGUAAAGGUGAAGCUUUUCAGAGAGAAGGAAACGAAGUCGUCUGCGUCGAGCACCGUGUGGAAUGAGGAAAAAGUCUUUUAUGCGGAUUUUUACGCAACUAUGAUGACGUAAAGACACCUAGCUUCUUCCGAUUCAUCGAUCGUCGGUUUAUUCUUUCCAAAGGGCGAUAAAUAUGCGCGAUAGAUUGACGGUAUCAAUAUAUCCGGGUGUCCAUUAAACGUAUCUUCCAUUUUCAACUGAUACUGUUCACACGAGGCGCACCGAGGCUUUCUUGCACGAAAACUUGUGUCAGCUAGAUGGCUCGACAGCAGAUCCAAUGAUUUACUUUUAAAAUGUCGUCCUCUUUCGCGCCGACAACGGAAAACCAUACUUUUUAAGAACAUUCCAGGAACAUCCGCAAACGCAGACGUCGGCUUUCAGGGAAGACGGCAUUCGUUUGAAUAAAUAUCGACGAGCGACGACGAGACGUCUCUUGGGCAUUAGCAUAGAAUUCGUUUGAGAAAUACGCGAGGUAGCACGUGUAACGAUCGAAGAGUCGCGCGAUCGUUAGAGCCGAGGAACGCAAGUCGUUUUGCAUGGGGAUGACGAAGGGCACAUUUGCAUAAGACGCGAUAUUUGCAAUAAUGCGUCCCCGCCUCGGUGAUUCUGAUCGAGAACGGCCGUUAACAAUCACGCUUAAUGAUUAUUUUUAUGCGAAGGCCGGUUUUGUCGAGCGUCAAUGCAUCAACAAUGGCUUCAGCGAGUCUUUUCUCCUAUCUAUUUCUAGUUCUUAGACGAGACAAGUUGUUUUCACAUUUAUUUCUGCGCCGUUGAAAGUGCGUUAGGACGCACCUUCCAUGUCCCAUCCAAUCUCUCGUGUCUUAUACACACAUGUAUAAUUUAAUAGCAGUGUUAUUUUGGGCGGAGAUUAUAAAUAUCGCCGUUCGAUUCUUUUUGCGUUCGAGCUCAUCAUUCUCGCCGGUAAAGUUUUUUGACCUACCAAAGCGGCGUCGCGAGAAGACUUUCUGCUAAUGAAAGUGCGAUGCUAGUAAAAAGAAAUAAAAGAAAGUUAUUUUCGGCGAACAGUUCCGCAUAAUGAGAGUCCCUUUUCCGUCUGCAACCUGGUCUCUCAUAGUUUUACAAACAAGAAAAAAUUGUAAUUCGAUAGAUCUUGAUCAAAAGAGUUCAGGCUAACGGUUAAUCGGCGAAGAACCAGCGUGAGAGAUGAUAAUUGACGACGAUCUUCCGCGAUUCCCGAAAACGCGAAAUAAAGACUGUUCCCAACCGUGGGUCAGCGCGUUGCUGGACCGCAGCCGCCAAUAGAUCCCUCUGCGCGAAGUGUCCUCGUCGUUCGGGGGACACCACCGAUUUCGCUCCUUUUUCCGUUUGAGGCGUGCCCAACUGCCUUAAUCAGCGAGUUCUGAGCGACCACUGCCACAACACGUCGCGCGCGCCGAGCGCGACUUUACUCUUUUAGCAAAAUGAAGGAAUGAAGCUGAACGUGGGAGUUCCGCGUUCUCUCUCGCGUGCAGACGAACCUUCGGGAGUGACGCGGACACGGACACGUGCAUUUCGUUCCCUAGUGUAAAUAGAUAGAUAUUUAAGAAUCGUCUCCCUCUGCCGUUUCUCCUUCGAUUAACAUAUAUAUAUAUAUAUAUAUAUAUAUAUAUAUAUAUACAUAUAUAUAUUAGAUAGAUUUUAAUAAUUUAUUCUCUAGCUAGAGAGAAAUCUUCUCGUAUUUAUAUUACGAUAAUAUUACAUGUAUGUCGCACGAUCCAACUCGUACUAGCGUAAACACGCGUUUAGAGGGAAUAGUCGAUACCUCGAGUUUAGAGCGCCGGCAAGAGAGAGGAGAGAGUUAGAAAGUGAGAGAAAGGAGAGGGUGUGCCUCUCAAAGGGUGGCAGAAUUUGGCUGUCACGAUCGACGGUUUUGAAAAAGAAAACAAAAAAAAAUCUCGUCUCGGUUAUUGUAAAUGCCGCAAGGGAACAAGCAUUGUAAGAAGACUGUUUAUUGUCAAUUUCAAUAAGGAUCAUUAACUUAGGAAGCCACGAAUUAUAAUAAUUACUCGAGUUAAUUCCUCAGCGUCACGCACAUCUGUGAGUGAAGCAAAUAAAAAGUUCGAAUUUAAUACCUCACAGCAUCCGUUCCGGUCAUGCCUUCCGUUGUCUCUCACGUUUCAGGGCGAGAUCCGCGCGGUCUUGGUUUUCGCGCGGUUCGCCAAAAGCUGGAAAAAAAGUUUCUCUUUAAGUUUUAGCCUUACAUCGUUUUCUCCCUCGCAUGUAAUUCUAGCCGUUUGCCGUUUCGUCGGUGAAAAUCUGUAAAACAUACUCUGUUAGACGUGUUACGAGAACGAUCGGAUGAUUCAGCGUUAAAUUAUUAAUAAUCGUAUCUUUCUUUGACAUUUUCGUACGAAUAAACUGUUCAAUCGAAAAA